UCGGUUAAAAUGAACAACCGAACAUCGAGCUCAACAAACACGCAAAAGAUUAAUUACGCACAAGCUGCUGCGCAGCCAAAAUCGAAACAACAAACCGCUGCCACUACACCUUCUAAUAAUUCUACUUCAUCCGUUAACGGAAAAUCUUCUACUUCACAUCAAAAGCCACAGCCACCACACAACUCGGUAAUUGGCAACGGUAACGCUAACACUAACGCUGGGCGAUCUGCGCCUACGAUCAAAGCUAUUCAACAAAAAAAUCCAGUACAAUUACCAACAAAGGGGCAACCUCGAGAAAAUAAUGGCAUUGCAAUUCAAUUUGGAUCAUUAAAUCAGCCCUCUGCUCUUCCUUUGUCUACCUCUCCGGUAAAUAAUUCUAUUCCUGUAAAGAGUGGGGGCGCUCUUCCUCCGACAGUACCGGAAAUCAAAACGGUGUUUGGAUCAUUACCUGCACGAGGUGCUUCCGAAGAAUUGGUGCAACCGACGCCGACACCACCAGCUGUUGUUCCUAGUGGCCCUGGUGCUUUUACUACUACAACAACACCAAGGCCUGUAGCUGCACGUAUAAAUGAAAUUCCUCGAACACAAUCUGCUCCUCCGCAGCUUAAUCUCCAAGAUUCAAAUAACGUAAAAAAUGUAGGUCAACCAUCAGGUCAUCAGUCGUCUAAUAUAACGUCUCGUACUCAACCAGAUUCUGUGUCUUCAACAGUAUCAUCCAACGAUG
Molecule: messenger RNA, 724 nt
Organism: Racocetra persica
Lineage: Eukaryota; Fungi; Glomeromycota; Glomeromycetes; Diversisporales; Gigasporaceae
Source: the annotation of a GenBank genome assembly